AUGUUGAGAGCAACGACCGCCAAGACUGUCAAACUUCCUUUAUGGAAAUUCUCUGCUCAGUGCUAUAGUACACCCAGUCUUGCCGAGCGCCUUGCAGGAGCAGGCCGUGGUCAAACAUUAAACAACAGUGAUCCCUUUGCUGACUUUUUGACGCCUAAAAAGAACAAUAACAGUAACAGCAACAACAAGAACAAGAACAAGAACGGAAUGAUGGGCAACAGAAAUAGAAAUGACAGUAGAAGAAGAAACCAGAGAGCACCUGUUGAAGGACAAUUUGCUGAUGCAGAAGAAGAAUCCAGCAAUAAGCCAAUUAUUAAAAAAGAAAUGAAAGACAAGAGACCUUUAAGAAAAACAAAAGACAGAAAACCUAUGCGUUCUGGUGUCAAACAUGAAGCUGUUCGCACUCGUCGUGCUACGUCAUUUAUUGACAAAGAUAUUGAUUGGACAGCUCUUUCGAUUGAAGAUGUGUCGACAUCAGAACAGCAGCAACCACAAGAACAAGAACAAGAGCAAGAGCAAGAGCAAGCGGUGGCUGUCGAUGAAAAAGAAUACCAACCUUACCUUUCAGUUGGUUCAGAUAUUCAAUGGUCCAAAAUCAUCAAAGGUGAUGUAAUGAGCACUCUCGUCGGAAGCAAUGCCACACUCGAUCUUCAACAAAAGGCCUUGUUCUUAUCUACUGUAGCCAAUGCCACUUCAGGUCAACCAUUAAGAAAGUAA
Messenger RNA from Rhizopus microsporus ATCC 52813, 717 nucleotides. RefSeq lists its product as uncharacterized. The coding region runs from base 1 to 717 and encodes 238 amino acids. NCBI's taxonomy places the organism in Eukaryota, Fungi, Mucoromycota, Mucoromycetes, Mucorales, Rhizopodaceae. The transcript has a single exon. The record is from RefSeq and is a predicted model, not a curated record.